Messenger RNA from [Candida] anglica, 621 nucleotides. Lineage: Eukaryota; Fungi; Ascomycota; Pichiomycetes; Serinales; Debaryomycetaceae. The record is from the annotation of a GenBank genome assembly.
AUGACAGAUAAAUAUGCAAUUCAAGAGGCAGCAAGAGACGGAAAGAUCUUGACUGUGGAAGCCUUACUCACUGAAAACCCAAAAUUGAUUUUUCUGAAGGAUCAAGAUGAAAGAACUGCACUUCAUUGGGCUUGUUCACUGGGUCAUUUAAACAUUGUGUUGAGUAUUUUGAAGCCUAGAGGGAAAGAAAUAGAAAUUGAUGACAUGUUAGAUCUGAGUGGAUGGUCACCUGUACAUAUAGCAGCCUCUGCGGGUUACGAAGAAAUCUUUGACACAUUGAUGAGCAACAAUCCACAACCAGAUAUAGAUUUACCAACCAAUCAAGGAACGGCUGUGAUACAUCUUGCAUGCAGUAAAAAGCAUUAUGAUAUUGUUAAAAAGAGCAUUGAGACUUAUAAAUGUAAAACUAGGGCAAAGGAUAAGAUGGGAUAUACUCCUUUGCAUCGGGCUGCUAGUGUUGGAGAUUUCAGAAUUGUAGAGUUAUUAUUGAAGAGCGGGGUCAAUGUAAAUGCCACUGACAAGGAGGACUGGACUGCUUUAAUGCAUGCAGAAGCAGAAGGUUGGACGGAUGUAGUGGAGCUUUUAAAGGCAAAUGGGGCUGAAAUAACUAAAAAGGAUUAG